GUAGCUCCCAAGAACACCGCCACCGCUUUGAGAAGCCGCCGUUUAUAAUCUCAAUCCCAUCGUCUUUCUCCCAAUCCAUCGCCACAUUUCGAAUUCCUUCUUGUAAUGGCGGAACCCUCUCCCAACCCCGUCGAGAUCGCCGAUCAAUCUCAAUCGGAACCCCUGCCUCCGCCUCCGCCGACGCCGUCUCUCAAUUCCGAUGCCCGAGGCGGUAAUUCGGCCGCCGCUCCUCCGACGGCCGACGGCCGACGGAAGAAGCCCGUUCAUCAUCUUCUCGGCGGUGCAAAACCUGCGGACGUGCUCCUAUGGCGGGACAAGAAGGCCGCUGUUGGGGUUCUCGGCGGAGCCACCGUGAUUUGGGCGUUUUUCGAAGUGCUUGAAUAUCAUCUACUCCCAUUUUUGUGUUAUGCUCUGAUGUUGGUUCUUGCUCUCUUGUUCCUUUGGUCCAACGCCCACAUAUUGAUCUACAAGGGCCCGCCUCAUCUUCCAAACGUUCAUGUUCGGGAGGAGCCGUUCAUGCAAGUUGCUUCUGCAGCAAGGAUCGAGAUCAACCGGGCGAUCGCAAUACUGCGUGAUAUUGCAUCUGGGAGGGAUGUGAAGAAGUUUAUUGCUGUGGUUGGUGGCCUGUGGAUCCUAUCUGCGGUAGGAAAUCAGGUCAAUUUUUUGACCUUGUUCUUCAUAGCCGUCGUACUGCUGCACACGGUACCCGUUGUUUACGAGAAGUACGAGGGCAAUAUCGACCUUCUUCUAGAGAAGGUCGUGAUCGAGAGUAAAAAGAAGUAUGCAAUUUUCGACGACAAGGUCAUGAGUAAGAUUAGGAAAGGGCCAUUAAGAGAGAAGAAGGAUUGAAGAAGGAUAUAUUGAAAGAGCUAAAAAGAUAGUUGGUGGAUCGAGUUGGAAUUAAAUCAAAGUCAAGAAUCGAGUUCUUGAAGUGUCCGGAUCAACCCUAUUAGAUUGAGAAGGACCGAAAUUCUAAAGGUAGACAAAUCUUUCUUGGUAUUUGUUCUUCGUUUUUUAUUUUCUAUUCGGUCUCUAUAUUAUACUUUUAGAUAAAAGAUUAUUUUGAUUUUUCUAUUGAUCUUUUACUUCAUGGGUGGCCAAUUUUUCAAUGGUAAGGCUCAAUUCUUUAGGUUGAUCGAACCUCACCAAUGUUCUCCAAUUGUUAAUGGUUGGGGUACAAAUAAAAGUAGAGGUUUGACCACAAGAAGGUCAACUAGAUCAAUGUUUGGAAGUACAAAAUAGCUUAGUUCUAGCCAUCUAAAGCCCUCGAGAAAAGAAAAGGAACAAAACGGAAGCCAAGGAAAGUAUACAAACCUAAGAUCAGGAACAACGAAAAGGCUUUGCAACGGUUUGUCAGAUUGAAAGCAAAAUCCAAAAUUAUUGUAAGUGUGUGUUGAGCAAGAAGAUGUGAAAUAUUUAUAACUGCCUUGAGUUGAUCUUAGUCGUUCAAUUUAGGGUACGAUGGAUGGCCUAGCAGAUUGAAGAAGAUCGAUUGUCACACUCGACUAUUCUGGAGAACCGCCAGAUUUAUUCUUCAAAAUUCGCUUCGACUCCCGCUCACAUCAAAAGCACCAUCGUGUGUCAUGACAAAUGUCUACAUGGAGCCAUUAGACCUUUGAAAUCGUUGAUCAUAAUUUACACGUGGCAUCCCAAUGCGUCAUAUGUCACUUGGGAACAUUUCUUUGAAAAUUUGGUUCGAUUAAGUUACCCAACUCUCCAAAGUGGGGCCAAUAUUAGGAGACGCAAUUUUUUAUAUGCUAUGCAUCUUAAAUUGAAGAUCGGAGUUAUGUUCAGCUUACAUAGUUCGGAUUAUAAGUUAAGUUCAAACCA
Molecule: messenger RNA, 1830 nt
Organism: Momordica charantia (bitter melon)
Lineage: Eukaryota; Viridiplantae; Streptophyta; Magnoliopsida; Cucurbitales; Cucurbitaceae
Source: RefSeq, a predicted model, not a curated record